UUUGCUUUUGUCAGGCCACUACUGGGAGCACAAAGCCCGAGCAAAGGGCACUUAUGUUGCUUGCUUUCCAAUGAUGUUAUUAUACGUCACGUUCGAUGAAGCUUCGGCUGAGUUCGUGCAAUGAGUAUGGGAUUGACGCUGUUUUUGGCAGAGUCUUUCUCAUAUGUUGUGGGGCGCACCGUCGGCAUGCCGGCGCAAGCUUCUUUUCGGAGAGGGCGAGCCCCGUUGCUUAAAAACGUGUCCUUCAUUUUUUAUGAAAUACUCGACAUGCGUAUGUCGGACAGUCUCUGUUCACGAUGUUUGGUUUCCUUUACGAGUAAUCCAAUUUUUAUUGCGUGGGGUAAAUUGGAAGGUCGGAGGCUACAAUCGUCUUUUCUCAUUUGUCCACUUGUCAAUCGUCGUUCCCUCUCUCUUAUCGCAUUGAUGGCAUAAUUUAUGCUGUGCGGUCUAUCGUCGUCCUCACUUCGUGUUCCCAGUAACCCCCAAUCCCACACUUUUAUUCACCCACACGCCUAAAUGAUUAGAGCUC
Zychaea mexicana is the source of this 529-nucleotide messenger RNA. RefSeq lists its product as uncharacterized. Lineage: Eukaryota; Fungi; Mucoromycota; Mucoromycetes; Mucorales; Lichtheimiaceae. The record is from RefSeq and is a predicted model, not a curated record. The transcript has a single exon. Bases 121 to 432 code for a protein of 103 amino acids.